CAUAUACACGUCGCUCGGUAACGGAGGAGAGUGCAGAGACAAUUCAUUCGGCCACUACCAAGACUCGAGCAGGGUUUCGUGGGUUUUGUUUGUUAGGCUCUCUUUUAUAAAGACUUCUUUUAUUGAAAAUAUGAGGGGUUUAGGCCUCGUAUUCCUUGGCCUAAUUGUCGCCGUCUCUUGCUCAGGUUCGGAGGCCGAUGAUUCUGGCAAAAAGGGCCCAAAAGUUACGGAUAAGGUAUGGUUUGAACUCGAAAUUGGUGGUGAGAAAGCCGGUAUAGUCGAGAUCGGUCUUUUUGGAAAAACCGUGCCCAAAACUGUUAAAAACUUCGUCGAGCUCGCCAAGAAGCCUGAAGGUGAAGGCUAUAAAGGUAGCAAAUUCCACAGAGUCAUCAAGGACUUUAUGAUCCAGGGUGGUGACUUUACCAAAGGAGAUGGAACUGGAGGUAGGAGUAUCUAUGGUGAUCGUUUCGAAGAUGAAAAUUUCAAGUUGAAGCAUUAUGGUGCUGGUUGGUUGUCCAUGGCUAACGCUGGAAAAGAUACUAAUGGAUCUCAAUUUUUUAUCACUGUUAAGCAGACUCCAUGGCUUGAUGGUAGACAUGUUGUUUUUGGAAAAAUCAUCAAGGGAAUGGAUAUAGUUAGGAAAGUUGAAAACUCAAAGACAGAUGGAAGAGACAAGCCAGUGAAAGAUGUUGUUAUUGUAGACUGUGGUGCAGAGACUGUUGCUGAGCCAUUCAGCGUUUCUAAAGAUGAUGCCAGUGAAUAAACAUGCCAAUUACCUCUUAUAGUUAAUUUUUUACAUGUGCUCGAAAAGCAAUUCAUUUUUUUAACAAUUUUAAUA
Phymastichus coffea is the source of this 838-nucleotide messenger RNA. It is a transcript of the gene Ppib, whose product is annotated as peptidyl-prolyl cis-trans isomerase B. The transcript has 4 exons. Gene Ontology annotation, molecular function: peptidyl-prolyl cis-trans isomerase activity. Gene Ontology annotation, biological process: protein peptidyl-prolyl isomerization; protein folding. Bases 131 to 763 code for a protein of 210 amino acids. The record is from RefSeq and is a predicted model, not a curated record. NCBI's taxonomy places the organism in Eukaryota, Metazoa, Arthropoda, Insecta, Hymenoptera, Eulophidae. Gene Ontology annotation, cellular component: intracellular membrane-bounded organelle.